UAUGUUUUGUUGUAAUAUUAUGGUUAUUGAUGCAGUUAACAAGAAUGACAAAGAAUUUGAUGAGAACAUUGUUAUACCAACGCUGGUCUAAAAAGUGUAUGUUUGCGACCUCAUGCACUAAGAAGAUACAGGUGUCUCGUUGCAGUUCAUUUUCUACUUCUUCGAGAACCGUUUCGAUUGGGAAGUUUCAUAUUGGCGAAAGGCAUCGUCCAGAGUUUUAUUCCGAACGUAACGGAUAUAACCAGACUGCUUGUAAAGGUUUGGCGCGAUAUUCUACGUGUGAGGCAAUGAGUGACAGAAAACAUUUCAUUCUUCCAAAUGACCAGCCAGUAGUUGAACUAGACUGCACAUCUGCCUUCAAAGACCUAACAGAAAAUGAGAAGUUGUAUGCUCACUUCUUAAGCCAGGCAUCAUGGAAUGGAGGUCUAAUUGUUUUGUUACAGACUUCACCGGAAUCACCCCUAAUAUUCAUACUUCUCCACAAGUUAUUUUUGGGACAGCCAUUAACAGAACUACGAAAAGUAGCAAUGGGUGAAGGAGGUCUGACUGAGGAAGAAUAUAAGGCAUUUUUGGUUUAUUCGUGUGGUAUUUUUACCAACAGUGGUAAUUAUAGAGGUUUUGGUGACAGCAAGAUAAUUCCAAAUUUGCCUGUUGAGAAAUUUGAGCAAGUGGUAAAACUAAGUGAAGCAUAUAGAAGAGAACCAAAAGUCUUGCAGAAUCUGUGGGACAGGUGUAAAGACAGUAUAUAUUCCUUGACUGAGAAAGAGAAAUCUCUUGGUUUUGCUGAUAAGGGAAUCACAACGUAUUUUUCUUCAAAUUGUACAUUAAAAGAUGCUGAAAUGGUAAAUGGUUUUCUUAAAAAGAAUGAAAUGGAUGCCUAUAAUACCAGGACUUUCAAGUAUUCAGAAGAUGGGGUAACAGUUUUUGAGAUUCGUUUGGCUUCAGCGGAUACAGGUGAUUGCCCUGGUAUCACAUUAAAUGAUCAAGAGUAUGAAGGAUGUAAGUUCAGAGUUACCCGAGGUGAUUACUCAAAGCUGAUGGACCUUGUUAUUGAUAAUUUGAAUCAUGCAAAAAAAUAUGCUGCAAAUGAAAAUGAAGAAAAGAUGCUGAGCCAUUACAUAAAGAGCUUCACUAGUGGUUCAUUGAAGGAUCACAAAGAUGGUUCCCGCUACUGGAUUAAAGACGUUGGACCCGUCAUUGAAACGUACAUAGGUUUCAUAGAAACUUAUCGUGACCCGGCAGGGAUGCGAGGAGAAUUUGAAGGUUUUGUUGCCAUGGUGAAUAAAGAAAUGUCCUCAAAAUUUUCUGAAUUAGUGCAAAGAGCUGAAGGUCUUCUGACAGAGUUGCCAUGGCCUGCUGCAUUUGAAAAGGAUACUUUUUUGAGACCAGAUUUCACUUCUCUUGACGUUCUAACAUUUUCGGGGAGUGGAGUCCCAGCCGGAAUCAACAUCCCUAACUAUGAUGAAAUUCGUCAAAGUGAGGGAUUUAAAAAUGUCUCUCUUGGUAAUGUAAUUCCUGCAAAUUACAAAGAAAUAACUUUGCCUUUUCUCGGAGAUGAAGAUAAGGAGCUGCUUAAUAAGAACAGAGUUCCUGCAUUUGAGGUCCAAGUUGGGUUGCAUGAACUUUUAGGCCAUGGAAGUGGAAAACUGUUUAGAAAAAACGAAGAUGGCAGCUUCAAUUUCAAACAUGAAUCUACUGUCAACCCCCUCACUUCUGAGAAGAUAAAGUCAUGGUAUGAGGUUGGCGAGACAUAUGAUUCCAAAUUUACGACUUUGAGCUCAACAUAUGAAGAAUGUAGAGCUGAGUGUGUUGGCCUGUAUCUGUGUUUAAACAGAGAUGUUUUAAAGAUAUUUGGUUUUGAAGGAACAGCAGCUGAUGAUAUCAUAUAUGUCAACUGGUUGAGUCUGAUUUACACUGCUGUAGCCAAAGCAUUAGAAAUGUACAAUCCAAGUAAUAAAGCGUGGUUACAGGCACAUUCUCAAGCUCGUUAUGUAAUAAUGCGAGUACUUUUGGAAGCCGGAGAAGGACUAAUUACUGUCACAGAAACAAAACCGGGAGAAGAUCUUCUUUUGAAAGUGGAUCGCUCUAAAAUAGAAACAGUUGGUAAAAAAGCUAUUGGUGACUUCCUUCUCAAGCUGCAGGUUUAUAAAACAACAUGUGAUGUGGCAGCGGCACAAGAGAUGUAUAACAGGUAUUCAGAGGUGCCUGAGGAUGGUCCAUGUCCUUGGGGAAAGUGGAGAGAUAUCAUAAUGGCUAACAGACAGCCCCGUAAGAUGCUUGUCCAGGCAAAUACUUUUGUUAAAGAUGAAAAGGUGUCACUGAAAACGUAUGAAGCAUCACAUGAAGGUCUCAUUGAAUCAUUCAUUGAUAGAUUCCCAUCAUCUGAUGUUGACGUGAUUUUGGAAGAGUUGUGGGAAAAGGACCAAAAAUAUUUUUGAUGUGUCAUUGUGUUAUAAAAUGGAAAUGCUGUGAUAUCUGCAUUUAAAUAAAGUUAUUUUUAUGCUUUUAA
Molecule: messenger RNA, 2509 nt
Organism: Schistocerca nitens (vagrant locust)
Lineage: Eukaryota; Metazoa; Arthropoda; Insecta; Orthoptera; Acrididae
Gene: DppIII
Product: dipeptidyl peptidase 3
Exons: 15
Coding region: 30-2438 (802 amino acids)
Biological process (GO): proteolysis
Cellular component (GO): cytoplasm
Molecular function (GO): dipeptidyl-peptidase activity; metalloexopeptidase activity
Source: RefSeq, a predicted model, not a curated record